GGCUGCUGACGGGCACGUGGUUCGUCGAUGAUGGCGGCCGAUCCGGAGCGAGAGUGGAGCGAUGAGCAGCUCAAGAGUGAAGAAGUCCCGAAGAAACAUGUGAUCAAAUUCAUCCAGGACAACGCAGCGCACUCGUUUCUAGUGGAGCACAAGCUUCUUGGAAGCAUCAAGAAUGUGGCGAAGACAGUGAAGAAGGAGCAGCUGGUGGAGGCCUAUCAGCAGCUGUUUGAGAGCAAGAGGUUCAAGGGCUCAGAAGAGGACAGUGUGACGGAGCAGGUUCAAGCUGUUAAAAUUAGUGACGCUCCCAAAGAAACCAAGACGGAGCCGGAGGAUGAGGGGCCUCCGAAGUUCACUAAGAGCAUCCUGAAGAAAGGAGACAAGACCAACUUCCCCCGGAAAGGAGACACUGUGAGCUGCUGGUAUACAGGAACACUGGAGGACGGAAGUGUGUUCGACAGCAACAUCCCCGCCACUGCAAAAAAGAAGAAACAGAGCAAGCCGCUGAGUUUUAAGGUGGGGAUGGGGAAAGUCAUCCGAGGGUGGGAUGAAGGUCUGCUGACGAUGAGUAAAGGCGAGACGGCUCGGCUGGAGAUCGAGUCUGAAUGGGCGUACGGGAAGAAAGGUCUUCCAGACUCCAAAAUCCCGCCGAACGCCAAGCUGAUCUUCGAGGUGGAGCUCGUCUCCAUCGACUGAGCGCUCGGGGAACGACGAGACCUUCAGUGAAACCUUCUUCAGUCUGGCAGAGAUUUCUCUUUCUAUUUUUGCAUGAUUGUAAAAAUUACAAUAAAAACCAACCCUGAGUAA
Molecule: messenger RNA, 804 nt
Organism: Puntigrus tetrazona (Sumatra barb)
Lineage: Eukaryota; Metazoa; Chordata; Actinopteri; Cypriniformes; Cyprinidae
Gene: fkbp3
Product: FKBP prolyl isomerase 3
Exons: 7
Coding region: 28-693 (221 amino acids)
Molecular function (GO): peptidyl-prolyl cis-trans isomerase activity
Source: RefSeq, a predicted model, not a curated record